AUGCUGGAUAACCUUCCAUCUGGUCUUUUGAUGCCUGUUAUUGCCCUCAAUGGAUGGACUUUGGCAAUGGAAGUUUGGAUGUAUGCCGUGAACAUACCGAUCAUCAAAAAGUUGAAGGUCAACAACACCACAACAAAGAGCCAACUUGAAGCUCAGACGCCGCCCGCAGCUCGUUGGAAGAGGGACAAUUACAACCAUUUGAUGGAGCAACCUACCCAGUUCUAUGCCAUAGCUCUCACUCUGGCGAUCGCUCGUCGGGGAAAAAGUGAUGAUAUCGAUGGCAUCCUUGCUUGGGCAUAUACUGGAACUCGCAUUCUACAUAGCCUUGUUCAUGCGACCGAGAAUAAGCUCAUGCUCCGUUUCUCCUUGUUUGCCUUCUCUUCAUGUUUGUUGGCCAUUAUGACGGCAAGGGCAGCGCUUUUAGUCUUUUAG
This is a messenger RNA of Penicillium waksmanii, 432 nucleotides long. RefSeq names its product MAPEG family protein. The transcript has a single exon. The coding region runs from base 1 to 432 and encodes 143 amino acids. Gene Ontology annotation, cellular component: membrane. The record is from RefSeq and is a predicted model, not a curated record. NCBI's taxonomy places the organism in Eukaryota, Fungi, Ascomycota, Eurotiomycetes, Eurotiales, Aspergillaceae.